Lodderomyces jiufengensis is the source of this 1230-nucleotide messenger RNA. RefSeq lists its product as uncharacterized. The record is from RefSeq and is a predicted model, not a curated record. Gene Ontology annotation, molecular function: NADPH dehydrogenase activity; FMN binding. Bases 1 to 1230 code for a protein of 409 amino acids. The transcript has a single exon. NCBI's taxonomy places the organism in Eukaryota, Fungi, Ascomycota, Pichiomycetes, Serinales, Debaryomycetaceae.
AUGUCGAAAUCACCAUUAAAAGAUACUUUGGUGUUCGAACCAAUACAAGUAGGAGAUGUCACAUUAUCUAAUAGAAUUGUUUAUUGUCCCACAACAAGAUUUAGAGCAGCUAAAUCACCAAAUGAAAUUGGUGCUCAUUUACCAUCAGAUUUAAUGUUAGAAUAUUAUUCUCAAAGAGCUCAAUAUCCAGGAACUUUGUUGGUUACAGAAGCAACAUUUGUAAGUCGAGGGGCUGGUGGAUAUGAUGGUAUACCUGCUAUUGCAACUGAAGAAGAAACAAAAGCUUGGAAAAAAAUUGUUGAUGCUGUUCAUGCAAAAAAAUCAUUUAUUUCAUUGCAAGCUUGGUUUUUAGGGAGAGUAGCUGAUGCAAGAAUUUUGAAAAAAGAAGGCCAAAAGUAUGUAGCUCCUAGUGUUAUAUAUCCUGAUGGUAGAACAAAGCAUUUGAGUGAGAAAGCUGGACUUCCAUUGACGGAAUUAUCAAUUCCAGAAAUUCAUGAUCUUAUUCAUAAAGAUUAUGCAAUUGCAGCCAAGAACGCUAUGUCUGCUGGUUUUGACUUCUUCGAAAUACAUUUUGCACAUGGUUAUUUACCGGAUUCUUUUCUCCAUGAAAGUUCUAAUCAAAGGACUGAUAAGUAUGGUGGUACAAUUGAAAAUAGAGCUCGAUUUGGUUUAGAAUUAAUUGACCAUUUAUCUACAAUCAUACCACCAUCGAAAUUAGCUAUUAGACUUUCUCCAUGGGCAGAAAUACAAGGUAUCUAUGAAGAGACAAGUCCUAUUCCUCAGUUCUCAUAUUUCUUAGAUCAAUUACAAAAAAGAGCAAAUAAUGGUCAAGAAUUAGGUUAUGUAUCAGUUGUUGAACCAAGAGUACAAGGUGUUGUUACUGCUGAUCUUGAAGAUAUGAAAGGAUCAAAUCAAUUUGUGGAGGAGGUAUGGAAAGGUAUAACGUUAAGAGCUGGAAAUUAUACUUAUGACGCACCAGAAUUCAAACAAAUAAAAGAAGAUGUUUCAAAUGGUAGAACAUUAGUUGGGUUUUCAAGGUACUUUAUAUCAAAUCCUGACUUAGUCAGUAAAUUGAAAAAUGAUCCAUCAAGUUUAGUCAAAUAUAAUAGAGAAUUAUUUUAUCAACCUUAUAAUUGGGGUUAUAAUACUUAUGAUGGUAAAGAUUAUGAUGAAGACACAGAAAAGAAAAGAGUCGCAAAACCAAUACAAAGAAGUGAAGUAAAUUUAUAG